AUUCUCCAGUUGAGGCAAAACUAUAAAGACAGGAAAUGGAUAAAAUUACUCACUAGUGAACAGUUCCAUACAUGUUUUAAAUUCAUACCAUUGGGCAAUUAUCACCACAGUCAUGUCUAUUUACAAUGCUUCCAUCACCUCAAGAAGUUCCUUUAUGCCCCGUUGUAGUCAUUUUUCACUCCCACCCACAACUCAGGCAACCAUCAAUUAGGAAGUUUGUGGAAAUGUUCCAAUUAAAGAAGGCUCAGUGAAACAUUACAAUGAAAUGGAAUACCUGACCUACAUAGGAUCUUGAUCUGGAGAGAACAAUAAGAUGUAAAGGAUACUGUUAGGUCAUUUCACAAAAUUGGAACAGACAGUAGAUUGGAUUAAAAAACAAUGUUACUGAAGUUGGUAAUUGAGGUGUUGUAAGAGAAUAAUCUAAUUGUUAAUACACAUUGAGGUGUUUAGGGGUAAAAGGCCAUGAUACAUGUAAUUCACUGAGUACUUUUUGAUAAAAAUUAUAUGGGCGUAGAGUGAAUUUGGACUUGUGUGCAUAAAGAACAAAGCAAGUGGUAGAAAAUCUUACUAGGGAAUAGGUAAAGAGUAUUUGGGUAUUCUUUGUACUAUUCUUAUUGUAACUUUUUUUUAAGUUCAAAACUACCUCCAGACAGUUUUAUAAAAACUCUAAAAAAAAGGGCUUUGACUUAAGGAUCAAAGUGUUUUCUUUGUUUUUGUUUUUUAAAGGUGUGUGUGAGUAGGAUGGAAAUGGUGGUGCUUUUCUUUUUUUAAUUUCAGAUAUUCUAAAGUGUGUUGUAGUUUUUUGGGGGAGUUAGGAGAGGAGGCAGGCAUAUUUUAGUCAAGCUUGUUUGAAGUUUUCAAUUUGAUAAGUGCUAGUGAAUAUGAAAUGUAUACUAAGCCUGCAUGUUAAUAAUUAGCCUGAAAAUACUGUGUAUGUGUGCUCAUUGAAGUUUUUUUUUAAUAUCUGCAAAAUGGCUGAUAAUUUGGAUGAAUUUAUUGAAGAGCAAACCAAACUGGCCAAAGAGAAAGCAGAAUUGGCAAGUGAUCCACCUUAUAUGGAGAUGAAGAGAAAGGCAUCAGAGAAGCUUUCUGAAAAUAGUAAAAUAUUAAUCUCCAUGGCUAAGAAAAACAUACUGCCAAACAGUCAACAGACCAGGGGCUCCUUAGGAAUUGAUUAUGGAUUAAGUUUACCACUUGGGGAAGACUAUGAGCGGAAGAAGCAUAAGCUAAAAGAAGAAUUGAGGCAAGAUUAUAGACUCUAUCUUACUCAGAAAAAUUUUCUGUCCACGAGUGGAACAGAUCCAUCUACUCUGGGAGUUUCUCUUCCUAUUGGUGAGAGGUUAUCUGCCAAGGAAAGGUUGAAACUUGAACGCAACAAAGAAUACAAUGAAUUUCUCAGGAGUAAGGAAGAGUCCACAGACAAGUUCAGACAGGUAGAAAAGAGUACUGAGCACAAGAGUCAAAGAAAUAAAAAGCCUAUUAGUCAGGGUAAACCUGAUUUACCCUCACAAAUACAAACAUCUUGUGAAAGUUCAGAGCAUCCUAGAAGAGAGGUCUUAACUCCUUCAGAGGCAUAUGAAGAGCUUCUAAACCAAAGACGACUAGAGGAGGACAGAUAUCGACAACUAGAUGAUGAAAUUGAAUUAAGGAAUAGAAGAAUUAUUAAAAAAUCUAAUGAAGAACUUGGCAUUUUCAAUAAAAAACACCAAAGGUUUGCCAGCAAGGCUGAUACUCCAGAUAGAAGAUUUCACAGGUUUAAUGAAGACCCUGUUUUUGACAGACAGUGUUAUAGGCCUGACCACGAUCCUGGAUUAAGUGAAGAAAUGGAUGAGAGGUUUAGAUAUGAAAGUGAUUUUGAUAGAAGACCUUUGAGAGUGUAUACAAAUGACAGGAUGUACAGGAACGGACGAGGGAAUGUGCCUCCUAUGGAAUAUGGUAGUGAUGUCUCAGAACAGUCAAACAUACGAAUUUCAUCUGCUGGAAAUAAAAGUGCUCAGGACAAUGAGCCAUCGAAAUCUACUAACCAAGAGAUCUGCAGUCCUUUUGCAGGGAUGCUCUUCGGAGGUGAAGAUCGAGAACUUAUUCAGAGAAGGAAACAGCAAUAUAGACUAGAACUAUUGGAACAAAUGGCUGAACAACAGAAUAACAAGAGACGAGAAAAAGAUUUGGAGCUCAGGGUUGCAGCUUCUGGAGCACAAGACCCUGAGAAAUCGCCUGAUAGACUAAAGCAGUUUAGUGUGGCACCAAGACACUUUGAAGAGAUGAUACCACCUGAAAGACCCAGAGUAGCUUACCAGACACCUCUCCCUCCUUUAUCUGCCCCAUCUGUCCCACCCAUCCCACCAGUUCACUCCAUCCCAUCUCAAAAUGAAGAUUUGCACAAUGGACUCAUCAGCACCCUUGGUGAAAUGGUGCCUCCCAGGGUUGCAUCUCUGCCUCCACCUCCCCUACUACCACCUUUGGCUACUAACUAUCGAACUCCUUAUGAUGAUGCAUACUAUUUUUAUGGGGCCAGGAAUACUUUGGAUCCCAGUCUUGCUUACUAUGAUUCAGGAAUGAUGGAAAUAAAGCCUGCAGCUUAUGUUAGUGUUCCUGUCACCCACCAGCCAGCACAACCUAUUAUGAAUACAGUUGGACACAAGAAACUGAAAAUUACAAGUGAUCAAGCAUUAAAUUCAGGAUUGUUUUUUGAAGAUAAACCAAAGCCUUCAAAGCAGUCACUUCAGUCUUACCAAGAAGCGUUGCAGCAACAGAUUCGAGAAAGAGAAGAAAGAAGGAAGAAAGAACGUGAAGAAAAAGAAGAAUAUGAAGCUAAAUUAGAAGCUGAAAUGAGAAGUUAUAAUCCCUGGGGGAAAGGCGGUGGUGGGGCUCCUCUGAGAGAUGCAAAAGGAAAUCUGAUAACUGAUUUGAAUAGGAUGCACAGACAAAAUAUAGAUGCCUACCAUAACCCAGAUGCAAGAACAUAUGAAGACAAAAGGGCCGUUGUAUCUCUAGACCAAGAUUUAGCCACUUUGAGUGCUGAGAACCUAGAAGAUUCUGCAAAUAAAAACUCAGGUCAUAUGCAAACACAGAGCUCUCCUUUUGCUCGGGGAAAUGUAUUUGUUGAGCCGCCAACAGAACUUCAGAUUAAACAGCAAGAAUUAUACAAGAAUUUUCUUCGUUUUCAGAUUGAGGAAAAGAAACAAAGAGAGGAAGCAGAGCGAGAGAGACUGAGAAUUGAAGAAGAAAAAGAAGAAAAGCGGCUUGCUGAUCAGAGGGCACGAAUUCAGCAAGAGUAUGAAGAGGAACAAGAAAAGAAGAGGAAGAAAGAGGAGGAGCAAAGGCUAAAAAAUGAAGAGCUCAUUCAGUUAGCUGAAGAAAGGCGAAAAGAAGCAGAAAGAAAGAAGAAGGAAGAAGAAAAACAUAAUCUACAACUUCAGCACUACUGUGAAAGAGAAAGCAUAACUGGGGAAGAGACAAAGUGCUUGAGACAGCCUUCUCCUGUAGUUCCUGCUCUUCAGAACAAAAUCGCAAGCAAGCUCCAAAGACCACCUUCUGUUGACAGCAUUAUAAGUUCCUUUCAAGCAAGCUCCAUGUCCAGGGCACAGUCUCCUCCAGUGCCUGCCAGGAAAAAUCAGCUCCGUGCAGAAGAGGAGAAAAAAAAUGUAAUCAUGGAAUUAUCAGAAAUGAGAAAACAGCUUCGUCACGAAGAGCGGCGUCUACAAAGGCAGUUGCUACACAUGGAUAGUGAUGAAGAAAUUCAUAUAAGGAAAAGAGAAAGGAAUCCCAUGGACAUAUUUGAUAUGGCUAGACAUCGGUUGCAAGCUCCUGUCAGAAGACAGUCACCUAAGGGCUUAGACCCUGCAACUUUUCAGAAUAUUCGUGACUUUAAUGAGCUGAAAGAUAGAGAUUCAGAAACAAGAGUUGAUCUGAAAUUUAUGUACCCAGAUCCUCCAAGAGAUCAUCACACUUUAGAGAUUCAGCAGCAAGCCCUGCUAAGGGAGCAGCAGAAGAGACUAAAUAGAAUAAAAAUCCAGGAAGUUGCUAAAGUUGAUUUGGAUGCCAUCCCAAGUGUUAAAGUGCGAGACCACAAAAUGCCUAGAGAUGACACUGAUGAUUUCUUGAAAAAUUCAUUAUUGGAAUCUGAUAGUGCUUUUAUUGGUGCCUAUGGUGAGACGUAUCCUGCCAUCGAAGAGGAUGCCCUCCCUCUGCCAGCACCGCUGCCCUCUGCAAGGGAGCGCAGGAGGAACAAAAUGAAAGGACUGGACUUAGAUAACAGCCAUCCUCAUGUACCACCAGAUGGUUUCUCUUUAAAAUCUGUAUCCAGUGUAAAUGUUGAUCAGAUUAGAAUGAGAAAUGAGGAACGAAUUCGAAGACUCAACGAACUUCAGAAUAAACCUAUUAAUACAGAUGAGAGCUCACUGGGGGACCCUGAAGACAUCAUGAAGCAUGACGGUGAUGAUGGAUCCGACUCUGUGGCAACUGAGCCCUGGCUCCGCCCGGGCACCUCAGAAACGCUGAAACAGUUCAUGGCAGAGCACCUGAACCAGGAGCAGCAGCUGGUGCUUGGAAAACCAGGUGCUUUCCCCUGGCAGGGUCUCUACUGUGCACGGCUGAAAUAAAUCUAUAUUGACCCAGCAGUGUGCCUUUUCAGGAGAAAUGGAUGUUAAAUCUGAACCUUUAAUAAUAUGUGCUACUUUUGGCCUCUACUUGGAAGGUACUUAACACAAGUUUCAUCUGUACAGAAGGUAUAUUUUUUCCACGAUGGAUAUAUAUUAGGUAUACAAAUAAAAGGUUGAGUUUAAUUUAUGUAAUGUAGAAUCAUACAGAGAGUUUUUGCACAAUUUUGCCACAAAUUAGGGUGGUAAUGAACUCUUGAAAUCAACUACCAUAUGUGCAUUACUCUAAAUUCUGUUAAGGUGAAUUAAAACACAAAAGUGUCUUAACGAUACUGUGAAACCAGAAUGCUGUUUUAUAUGUGUAUCUGCCAUUGUUAAUCACUAUUUAAAACAAUUCAUUUAGCAGCUGGUUGUAGCUGUUAUACAGUUACUGUGUAAUAAGAGAAUCAAAUGUGCUAGUUACUCUUUCCAUGUCACUUGUAGCGACUGAUUCAGUGUAAAUGAUGGGAGACGAAACUUUUAUUCCCAUGAGCCAGGGACUAAAUGCCACAUCUUUCUGCCUGUUUGUGUGCUAAUGAAGGCAUUAAGUUUACUGAUUUAUGAUUUAACUACUACUUGAUAGAAAUAAAUUAUUUUUAUUACCAAUGUC
Messenger RNA from Manis pentadactyla (Chinese pangolin), 5247 nucleotides. It is a transcript of the gene CSPP1, whose product is annotated as centrosome and spindle pole associated protein 1. Gene Ontology annotation, biological process: positive regulation of cytokinesis. Gene Ontology annotation, cellular component: microtubule; centrosome; spindle pole. NCBI's taxonomy places the organism in Eukaryota, Metazoa, Chordata, Mammalia, Pholidota, Manidae. The record is from RefSeq and is a predicted model, not a curated record.